GAAGAAGUGAAGAUGUGGAAAGAUCUUGUGAAUUCUGUUAUCCUGUUGUGUCGACGAGCUACACAAACAGUAGUACCUGUUUUGUGUAGCUCUUCCCCUGAGGGACAUCUUCCAAUGGAUACUGAAAGUGUGGGUGAACUUAAAUCAACUAUCCAAAGAGCUCUUGGACAUAAGCUUCACAUAACCACUACAGAUGAGGAAGACUAUGAUUUGAAGGUGGAUAGUGUGAAAAUCAGAGCAUUACAUCACAGUUAUUACUAUUGUGUAGCUGGCGCACACAUAAAGAAGUAUCUCUUUUGUUUGGAGAUAUUUGCCAAAAUGUUACAAUUAUAACUGAAAAAGAAGAUACCGAGAUUGGUCUGAUCACAUAUGAACAGAUUAUAGAAAUUGGUAUCUUCUUCACUGAACAGCUGUCUGAAGUUAAGCACAGAGGAGCAUUUGAGCAAGCAUAUGUUGGCUUUUGGAAACUUUGCCAUCGGUUGUGGAGAAUGCCUGUCAGUGUUCUUCAAAAAUUACCAGAAAAAUGGUUACAAGAGCUUUUAUCUGACAUCAGAGGAGAGAGUGCUAAUUUACAGUUGUGUUCAACACGUCGUAGUGCUGGAGUUCCCUUCUUGGUACAGGCACUACUUGUCACCGAACCAGAAGCUACAAGGCAUACCUUCUUCAAGCAUGCCAUGUCAGUUCUGAUUCAAAUGGCAAGGACUUCAUCUUUGGAACAUUCAGAAAGUCAAGUCCAUGCCAUGAACAUCCUGCGAGCAUUAUAUCGUGAUACGCAUCUAGGAGAGAAUGUAAUAUCAUUUGCAGCUGAUGGAGUCCAAUGUGCUCUUCUUGGCUUCAAGGGGAAAUCAUGGGCUGUUAGGAAUGCUGCCACACUUUUGUUUAGUGCUUUAAUGACUCGUAUCUUUGGAGUUAAUCGAUCUCGAGAAGAGCCUCAUAAGAAGAACUGUAUGACAGGGAGAACAUUUUUCCAGAGAUUUCCAUCUUUGUAUGAAUUCUUGUUGAAUGAGCUAAAAGAGGCAACUACUUUAAAUAAAUUAUCAUGUGCAGGAAGGCAAUAUCUUCACCCCAUUCUUUACCCAAUAUUGUUGCUUUUGGCACGUUUGUAUCCUACUGUAACAGAGGAGAAAAACUCAAACAUGAACCUGACACUUUUUGUUCCAUAUGUGAUGUAUUGUGGGUACAGCAAAGUUUGGGAGAUCCGAGUUCUUGCAGCUAGGGCACUAGUUCCAUUAGUUGUAGAAAAGUAUUCUAUGAUUAAAAAACUUUUUGUUUCUUUAUCUGCAAAAUCCAACAGUGUAUGCCCCACCCAGCAGUGGGUGCAUGGUACAUUACUUCAGCUCCAGGAACUUCUCAAAGAUGUCAGUAACUUACUAGUUCAACAGAAAAAAGCUAUCCAAGAGCUUUUACUAGCAUGGUUAGAGAAAUCACACUGGAUCUUGGAAAAGCAGAAUUUGUGUAUGAUUACCAAAGCUUCUUACCUAGAUGUUCUGUUUUAUGUAUUGAGAAAUGGAUUUCUCCACAACAUUGAUGGUGUAACCUCUUAUGUGUUUGAAGAGAUGAAAGACCUCUGCUCCAAUAUGUCCUUCCUACCAGGAAAAGAAAUGUACUGUGUUUCUCUUAUUCGAUUGGGAUUGAUCAUUUUUGUUCAUCAUGAACAGCCAAGGGUACUCUUUACACAUUUUAUAUUAGAUGCUUUGAACUGCUCUGUCUAUGAAGUAAAACUAACUGUGCUACAUUUUUUGAAGCAGCUACUUACAAAUAACAGUGUCAGUUUACUCGAAUUUUCCUUUGAUGUUGGCUUGGAGUCUUGCAGGACUGAAGAUUGGGGGUUUUGUAAUGAGACGGAUAGAAAAACAUACUUAGUGCAAUUUAUAAAGGAAUCAAAGGAAAUAGGAAAGAAGUUAGUACAGGAGGCAUUUGAACCAAAGAAUUAUUCAUGUUGUGUGACUGAGGCUUUCAAUGUCAUGACAUGUCUUCAAACCAGUUGGAGUAUUCUUCCUAUUCAGAAAAUGCAAUGUAUUUGGGAUAAACUAACAACAGAAAAAUGUAGUGACGAUGAAUGGAACAUGACAUUUAUCUUCUCAGGUGUACUUGGUCUUGAACUAUAUAAUGACAUCAAUUUGGAAUCUGAUGCAGAUAAAGAGGAUGCUGUAAACUUGCUUCAUAAAUGGUUUAUAGAGAUAGAAGGAACUUCGUUACCUGACAGAACUGUAGCCUGUAGAUAUGCUGCUGUCCAUGUAUUGCUAAAAAUAGCAUCAUUACUAAGGGAUGAACGACAUAUUCUAGGUUUCAGAAUGAUUCCAUUGUGGAUUGCCGUGGUCAAUCUUCUACAAGAUGAUGAACCUGUGAUCAAGUACAUGUGUGGAACUGUGAUCUCAGUCAUUGAAAACAAUUCAGAAGAAUGUGAUAUUAGAAACAAGCCUGUCGUUCCUCAGUUAGCUUUGAAGAUAGCUGUUACACAGUUUAUCCAACUAUUAGGUUCUACUUUUCCAGCUCAUUGUAUGUCUGUUCUUCUUCAAUGGUGCUUGCAUUGUAACUUGGAUGAAAAUGGCUAUCAGGGAGAUGAACAACCAUUUGAAAAAGGAGAGAUGAAUGUUUAUCAGGAAGAAAUAACACUAACUGAUUUGUGUCACCUUGAAUUGAAGAGAUUUUGCUUUGAUCAUCAGCAUCAACUCAUCUCGGAUAUUCUAAUCAGUGUUGAACAUCUAAAUCUACAGCAUUACAACAUUACAAAGAUCAAAGCUAAAGAACUUACUCCAAGUGAAAUAUGCAGCCUGUGUAUUGAAGAAAUGAAAGAACUUGUACCAAAUAUUGUACGUGAUCUAACACAGUAUCCUCUGCCAAAUUCACAAACUAGAAAGAAUUUCAUACUUCUUUAUCAAAAGGCUGUUGUUGUAGAAGCUUUAUGGGGAAGUGGUACAAAACAACAUUCAGAGCAUGUGGAGCACAUCAAUGAUAUUAUAUCACAGUUAGAACUGGUAAAAUAUUCAGAUGUAUUUCUUAACAAAAUACAGACAAACUUAAGAACUGUACUUCAUUAACCAAAAUGUUUAUUUUAGAAAUUUUUAUAUUAUAAUACAUAUUUUAUUCAUUUUGUAGGAACCUAUCACGAUGAUUUUUGUAGGUAUUUUUCAUAAUGCUCAAAACACAGCUUAGAAAGUAGUGUAUAACUAUCAGACACAAAGAGAAUUUAUAAUAUCAAAACAUGUUUUUAUCAUAAAUCAAUAUGACUGCAUGUUACAGUGCUAGGAUUAAUUGUACUAUAAGUUUUCCAUCAUUUUUGAAAGUAUCUUUAUGUUUUUUAGGUGUUUUUUUUUACCUAUGAAUAUGAACUAUACAUUUUAAGUAUGUUGUGACUAAUGAGGAAUGAUGAUUGUGGUUGAAGGAGUCACCUUUGUUUCCUUGUUUAUUGUAGUGUGACUGGAUAAUUAUGUUUUGUUUUGGUCAUUGUGUUUGAAGGAUUGAGUCACAAUGUUUUAUUUUAGCCACUGUCAUAAGUUAGUUAAGCUUAUCUUUAUUUUUCAGUUGAUCCUGAUAUGAAACAGUUUCAUUUAUUCAACAUUAUAUGCAACUUAUUCUAUAUUUAACUUCAGGUAAAGACACAUGGCUUUGAAUAUCAGCACUUGAGUAAUACUAAUUAUAUUGACUUACUAAGAUACUUUCUCUUGAGUAGAAGAAUUAUUCACAGUCAAUUUUCUGAUUUAUAGAACUUUUAACUCAAAUAUAAAGCAACUACUACCAUCUUUUUAUAAAAUUUAUUUUUUAAAUAACUAUAUAAUUAUUGAAUUUUUUUCAUAUAAUGGAAACAAUUAAAACUAUGUACUUAUAGUUUGGAUAACAAUUAUUUCAGAGAUAAGAAAAAUAAAGGAGUGAAAUAGUAUUUUGAUACCUCUACAAACUAUGUAAGUUCAGGUUUAAAAUAAAGGAAUAUAUCAACUUUUUACUUGAAAAACUCUAUAUAGAUAUUGUAAAAAAUGUUAUGAGUGUUAAUAAACAGUGUUUCAUUGUCACUUCAAACUAAUUAGACCAAAAUAAUAAGCAGCUAAGUUUACACUUCAACUUUGAGAAAAGUGAAAAUGCCGAUAUUAUUACAAGUUAUAGCAUAAUUCUAACAUAUUUUUAUCUAGUUUUUUAUUGUAAUAUUAAU
Molecule: messenger RNA, 4147 nt
Organism: Limulus polyphemus (Atlantic horseshoe crab)
Lineage: Eukaryota; Metazoa; Arthropoda; Merostomata; Xiphosura; Limulidae
Product: thyroid adenoma-associated protein homolog
Exons: 18
Coding region: 489-3041 (850 amino acids)
Biological process (GO): tRNA methylation
Cellular component (GO): cytosol
Source: RefSeq, a predicted model, not a curated record